Molecule: messenger RNA, 633 nt
Organism: Epithele typhae
Lineage: Eukaryota; Fungi; Basidiomycota; Agaricomycetes; Polyporales; Epitheliaceae
Product: including n-acetylases of ribosomal protein
Exons: 1
Coding region: 1-633 (210 amino acids)
Molecular function (GO): acyltransferase activity, transferring groups other than amino-acyl groups
Source: RefSeq, a predicted model, not a curated record
AUGGACCCCAACUUCUUUGUCGAAACUGAUCGCCUCUACAUCUCCAACUUCCAGUCCGAGAACGACGACCACUGUGACUUUCUCCUUCAACUCUACACCACUCCCGAGUUCAUCGCCUCCGCCGGAAACUCCGGCCUCAACACCCGUGACGACGCCCGGAAGCAGAUUGCGGGCCUCUUCACGAAGUGGCACGCGAGCGUCGGCUGCAGCCCGUACCUCGUCAGCCGCAAGCCCACCGACCCCGCGGCGAUGGACGGGCUCGCACCGGACGCGCCUUUCCAGGAGCGGCUCGCGCGGUGCACGCACGUCGGGGGCGUGUCGCUUAUCCGUGGGACGAACCCGACGUCGUACAAGGUGCCGGACCUCGGUUUCGUGAUUCUGCCCGAGGAGAUGCGGAAGGGGUACGCGAAGGAGGCGGCGCUGGGCGCGUUGAAGCACCUCAAGGAGGGCUUGGGCGGUGACGUCGCGGCAGGGUUCACGAGCCCGAAGAACGUGGCGGCGAAGGCGGUGUUCAAGAGCCUGGGGUGGGUGGACCGGGGAGAGAUGGCGUUGGUGGACUUCGGAGGGGAAGUGUCGUCGGUGUGGUUGCCGCCUCAUGCGGCUGAGGACCUAUCGGUGUAUGGUUUACCGUAA